Molecule: messenger RNA, 1876 nt
Organism: Drosophila miranda
Lineage: Eukaryota; Metazoa; Arthropoda; Insecta; Diptera; Drosophilidae
Exons: 3
Coding region: 21-1781 (586 amino acids)
Cellular component (GO): nucleus
Molecular function (GO): DNA binding; nucleosome binding
Source: RefSeq, a predicted model, not a curated record
AAACAAAUAAAUCUCAAAACAUGGUAAUUCAGCGCUGCUGGAAAAUUCCCACUGAUGUUGGCGGAUCGUUAAACAACACAACGACAACCGCAAACGAUGUCCAACAACGUUCUUCCCCGGCAAUGCAAAUGCAGUCAGUCAAUUCCUCGGAUGACUCUGACUGCUCCAACCAGACCACACACUCGAUGGAUACACGAGUUGCCAGCCCCGCAGAAGGGACAAAAAAGCAACCGGAUAAGGAAAAGACACCAGAAGCCACCGCCACCACCUCACUCACAUUAUCCCUGCUUGCCGAGCUACCAUCUACGAACACAGAGCCUCUGAAAUAUGUGACCACCUCGGAUAUGGCAGAGACCAUGCUGCAGAGAAUACGCCAGCGGCUCGGCGGUUCACAAAACAUCGAAGGCGGUGGGAGUGCAGAGUCCGCUAUGAGAGCUCUGGAGCUACUGCGCAUCAGCGUGCAGCAAUCUUUUGAUUCGGAAGUCAAUGAGAUAAUCAAACGCUACAUGAAUAACUACUUCAAGCCCGCAUUUGGAAACAUAAAGGAGAACCUGGGUCAGCAGUCAGUCAAUGAGGAGACGCUUCAAAAGAUGUCGUCUUGUGCGUUGCUGGAGAACGCCAAGGCACAGUACACGAACUUUGUACGCCAGCACCGCUUGGGGGCCGGAGUGUCGGAGCAACAGCGUCUGGCCCUCAAGCGUGUGGCUAAACAACAAGAGAAUGCUAUCGGCAACAAAGUGUUUGCCAACAAUUUGGGCUUUGCCGCCACCAAGCCUAUGCCCUGCACAGCUGCCACGGUGAAUCAGAUGCCCGCGCUCCAGGCAAUGCAGAUGUUUCCGCAACAGGCUCAACUGCAGACAGUUCAGCCACUCCAACAGCAGCAACAGCAACAGCAGCAGCAGCACCGUAUGGUUACACCUAUUUUGGGGGGAGCUUUGCCCACGCCUGUGCGUCGCCAAAUCUUUUGGAACACGGCCCAAAUCUCGACCAGCACAAAAUUUGUAUUGGAUGUGCAGGCCAAUCUAGCGUUUGGCUUUGGCACCGAUGGCAAGGAGAGAUUGGCCAGCAAGCACCCGGAACUCAUUCGCUAUCUCCCCGAUGCCGAGGAUCGAGAGUGGCUAGCAGCCCGAGGCAUUAUUCCCGCCGAGAGUACCCACUUACGUUUCCUCUUUCUCCUUCACGACGAGGUCUGUCGGCUGCAUCAAGCCCACGAUCUGUAUAAGAACAAGCCAAACGUCGAUCUGACCCUGAUGAUGACUUUCAAUGUACCAGAUCCGAUGAUACACAAGAUGAGGCUCUUCUUUGUGGACCUAAACAUCAAGAGCCGCGGGCUGAUAACCAACUCAUUUAUCAUGACCAAUCAGCCGCAUCCACAGCCACAGCAGCAAACGGUGGCAAAUAACAGUCAUCUAAGGAACGCCCUGCUUCAAGGAGCAUUGCCACAGCCUCAGCAGCAGACGCAGCAGCAGUCGCAGCAGCAGUCACAGCAGCCACAGCUGCAACAACAGCAGCUGACGACUGGCACCAUUGAGGACUCCGUACUAAAGGAGCUGCCAGCUGCUUCGCCCACUCCAUGCCUACAAGGUCAGAUUGUGGGGAGCACUACGACGCCCCUCAAGGCGAAGCUGGUGGCAGGUUCCACUUUGAGCUCAUCCCAUGCGACACUAACCGCACUGUUGAACAAUGGUGGAGCCGGAGUAGCAGUAGGAGUAGGAGUAGGUGUAGGAGUAGCACCCGUCGUCAACCCUGCUCCAAGUACCACUGGAAAGUUUAGGAAUUAAAACGAACAAAGCUCUUUUCUUCAUGAUAUUCUAUCAAAUACUUUAAUUAUAUUCUAUAUGAGUUAUCAAUAAACUAAUCUUUUAGGUAGUAUAAA